AUUCAAUCAAUGUUAUCGGUUUAUUUUUAGAUUACAAUUUAAUAAUACUCAGUAUAAUAAAAAAAUUAGUCAUGAGUAGUCAACUCACGAUGAAGCUAGUGAUAUCGAUACUUGUACUGGUAUCUUGUACAUUUGCGAUUGAAUUUAGUUUAAGAGCUAGAAACUUUAGCCUAGAAAUUUUAUAUCAUACGCAACGAGAAUCAGGUGGUCAUGUCGUUAUUUCUCCGCUUGGAAUCUGGUCAUUGAUGACAACGGUAGCAGUCGGUGCUGAAGGGAAAAGCCAAUCUCAAUUGGUGGAGGCUCUACGCUUGCCCAGUUCUCAGAUAAGUAUCGUGAAUGGAUAUCAAAGUUUAAUCAAAACAGUGUUAGAUACAGAAGAUGAGAGUGUGUAUUUGACAAGCCACAACUUCAUGUUCAUCGACGAAGCGUUUGAAAUAAAUCCACAGUUUAAAAAGAAAAUAGGUUCUGAUUUUAAAACAGACAUUAUAAAUUUGCAAUUUGGCUCGACGACUGAGGCAGCAAAAAAGGCGAACGAUAUUAUCAAGAACACCGGUGCAACGACAUCCGAUGUGUUUUCUCCAGGGGAUUUCUCUCAAGCGAGAUUUAUGCUCACUAAUGUAAUAAACUUCAAGGGACUUUGGAAAAUACCAUUUAACGAAUCCAAUACAAGAGUGGAACCAUUCUAUGACGAGAAUAAAAACAAAAUAGGAGAAGCUAAUAUGAUGUUCAAAGAAGACGCAGUUCGCUACUCCAACGUACAAACCUUGCAAUCUUUCGUGUUGGAGUUGCCGUAUGGGAACGAUGAUAAGUUCUGUAUGCUCCUUGUUUUGCCAUAUCAAAAUAUUAAAGUCACUGAAGCUUAUAAAAACCUGCAAAAGGUUUCAUUCCACGAAAUAUUUGACAAAUUGGAACAAGAUGAAGAGGAAUUCGGACCCGAGACUGUGGAGAUUAAACUGCCAAGAUUCAAAAUAUCAUCAAACGUUGUUUUGAACAAGCCGCUUAUGGACAUGGGAGUGUACGAUAUAUUUGACGAGGGCUCGGCUAAUUUCAAACCUAUUACAGAUAAUGAUAUAUUUGUUGCGGCGGUUGUACAUAAUGCUAAUAUAGAAGUGACUGAAACGGGCACAACAGCAUCUGCAGUCACUACAGCUGAAUUUCAAGACCGUAUCUCGACGCCUAAAUUCGAAGGAAAUAGACCCUUUAUUUACUUCGUCAUGGAAAAGCCUACCGCUACUAUCAUUUUUGGUGGAAUUUACUCCAAACCCUCAGUAUUUUAGAAAUUUUGUAAAUUACAUUAACAUAUAAUAAUACUAGCGACCCGCCCCGGCGCCACACGGGUA
Molecule: messenger RNA, 1340 nt
Organism: Aricia agestis (brown argus)
Lineage: Eukaryota; Metazoa; Arthropoda; Insecta; Lepidoptera; Lycaenidae
Product: serine protease inhibitor 77Ba-like
Exons: 1
Coding region: 72-1277 (401 amino acids)
Molecular function (GO): serine-type endopeptidase inhibitor activity
Source: RefSeq, a predicted model, not a curated record